Aspergillus glaucus CBS 516.65 is the source of this 2186-nucleotide messenger RNA. RefSeq names its product Zn(II)2Cys6 transcription factor. Gene Ontology annotation, cellular component: nucleus. Gene Ontology annotation, biological process: positive regulation of transcription by RNA polymerase II. Bases 94 to 1968 code for a protein of 624 amino acids. The record is from RefSeq and is a predicted model, not a curated record. NCBI's taxonomy places the organism in Eukaryota, Fungi, Ascomycota, Eurotiomycetes, Eurotiales, Aspergillaceae. Gene Ontology annotation, molecular function: transcription cis-regulatory region binding; zinc ion binding; DNA-binding transcription factor activity, RNA polymerase II-specific. The transcript is spliced from 4 exons.
GUGUCCGAACCCAGCGACAGCGGACCUACUCCGAACGACGAUGGCCAAGCCUCGACACCCACAAGCUCGACAAUCAGCACACCGCGCGCAACGAUGACAAAAAUUGGUAAAAAGAAGAGCGGCAGAGGUAUUCCGAAAUCGAAAAGGGUUCGAACCGGCUGCUUGACUUGUCGCGAGCGCCAUCUGAAAUGCGACGAGGCACUGGGCAAGUGCCAGAAUUGUCGGAAGUCCAACAGGGUAUGCAGGCGCGGGAUACGUCUUAACUUUAUAGAUACGCAGACAGUUGCGCCUCCAUACUAUGCGAUUCGGAAAGCGGGCACGCGGUUGAUGUUUCGGGAUGAGUCGAGGCAUAUUGCGUCGGAGUAUGUGGGAGGUUUUGAAAGAUAUCCCUCCCCGGAACUAGAUCUGCCGUUGGAAAAACAAGGUCCUGUGGGGUUUGGGUUGUCGGGUACUAUGAGUCCGCCUUUGCAGAGUACUCGUUCCUUCGUCUCACCAUUGGAGCCCUCGCAGUUGGAAGCGAUUGAUGCUAUGCUCAAUGGCUCUCCUCAGGCGUUGUUCUCCGUCUUUCCUGAACAGGAAGUGCCACUCGUUCCCUCGACGAGACAGAUGAUGGUAAACCCAGAUUCUAGACCUCUCAGUCGUCGAGAGGAGAUUCAUCUUGUACGGACAUUUACAGAAGAGAUUGGGCUGUGGCUGGACUCUAUGGAUGCGUCAAAAUACUUUACGCAUAUUCUGCCGUUCCGUAUCCUAGAUGAGCCCAUGCUUCUGAAGGCCGUCAUGGCAUGCGGAGCACAUCUCCACCCCAUGAGUUCCCCGAAUGGCGAAGACAGAGCUUCGUACUUCUACUUUGCGGCAACCCAAGACCUCCUCAGUCAUUUGCAAAAUCCGGAUCGUGACUCGACUCUCUGUGCCGCGACUGCCACUGUCCUAGGAAUGUACGAAGUAAUGUCCUCAAGGGAUGUCCACGGCCUAAAUCAUGUCGCUGGUGCCAGGGCUCUGAUCAGAGAAUGCCACUGGGAUGCAAGAUCUCCCGGGCUCGGAGGAGCAUGUUUCUGGCUUAGCGUGAUGAUGGAAUCAUUCACCUGUCUACGUUUUAACUGGUCUCUGGCCUGGGAUCCCGACACAUGGGACAUAGACAUGAAUAUGGACGAAACACGAUCCCAUGCUAUUAAUGGCGAAGAAAUGUGGACUCAUCGUAUUGUCUAUAUAUGCGCGAAGCUGGUCAAUUUCCGGUCGUCUGGCUCACAGUUCCAAGACAUGGACCAUGGAGCGACUGAAAUGCGGUUUCAGGAAUGGGAUAUUUACAAUAAAUGGUGUGAUCAAUGGGAAAAGGCUGUACCGCGGUCUAUGAUGCCUCUUGGACAUCUCGAUCCAUGGCAGGGUAUUCCUAAAUCAGCCUUUCCGGAGAUUUGGUUAAUCAACCAGACGGCCAUUCUCGCGCGGCUGCUCUAUCUCACCGCGCGGCUUUUGCUGUGUAAAACGCAUCCAUUCGAAUUGGAGUAUAGUCCAGAGAUGCGCAAUAUACAGCAAGGUCAUGCGCAUGAGAUCUGCGGCAUUGUUGCGCAUAUCAAGGACCGCGGUAUUGCCAGCCUUGCGAUCCGAUUUCUCUCCUUCGCCGUUGAAUGUCUCGCCACAAGAGAAGCCCAGGAAGAAGCACUACAGAUCCUCGACCGUCUGCUCAACGAAACCGGUUGGCAAUCUGAUACAAUCAAACAAGAACUCCAGGGAGCAUGGGCCUGGACCAGUCAGCAGAUACCCACCUCUACAAAUCCCGCUUCGCUGAUGAAUGAGCAUCCCAUGCUGGAUUCGACUAUACAUUAUCCCGCGCAACCCAGAAUGCCGCCGGGGGUGAUUAACCCUACCAUGAUCACUGCGGAUUUCUCCAUGGAAAACCAUCCAUAUCGGAACUUUUAUAUCCCUCCGCACUCGCAGCAUUUUAUUGAUGAGUUUCAAUUUGGGGCCUUUUAGACAUCGUACAUGGGGCAUAUAUAUAGGGCGUUAUGUUUUGCGAUUGUUUUGUCUAUGAUACCACUAUGUCUCGUCCAUCUUCCUUGGUUCUAGAGCUAGAAAUUUGUUUUCCUUUUUUUUGGUUCGGCACUUGUGCAUCGACAGACGCCCGGAUGAGCUCCAGGGCUCCAAAACAAAAAUAAAUAAAUAAAAAAAGAAAAAAAAAGUGAUCAAUCGUG